AUGCGGCGGGACGUCGGCGCGGCGAAAUCGGAGGCGGCGAAGUUUCGAGGCGAGGCGAUGCGGGAGCGAGCGCGGGCGAAUUUCGAGGCGGCGGAGAAGAAGAAGGCGCGGGCGGAGGUGGCGAAACUGGAGGAGGCUCUGGAGGAAGCGCGCCGAGGCGCGGGUGCGGCGGAAGUGGUGCGAAUGGCGAAGGAUGCGGCGAAUGAGGGUGUGAAACGCGCGAAGACGCUCGUUCGCGAUGCGAAACCGUUGAUUGAAGACGGGAUGCGUAAGGCGGCGCCGGCGCUGAAGAACGCGGGCGAGCGCGCCAAGCGCGGGUACGCGCGGCAAAUCAGAAACGUACAAAGCAAUCUAGCGCCUGUGCGUCGAAAGAUGAAGGCAAAGAUGAAACAAAUCGAUCUUCUGAAGCCUUACGCGACGGAUCGACACAUAAACACUUUGUUUCAGGCGACGUACACGCUCAUCUUGGCGCUCUGCGUGCAUCGCACGCUGGGAGUGUUGUAUCGAUUCGCGUUCGGUCGGCGCUCGCGAAGCGUGCCGCGCCACGUGCGAAGCAAAUCCGUCGAACUUAGACCUCUUUCGCCCGAUCGUUAG
Molecule: messenger RNA, 594 nt
Organism: Ostreococcus lucimarinus CCE9901
Lineage: Eukaryota; Viridiplantae; Chlorophyta; Mamiellophyceae; Mamiellales; Bathycoccaceae
Exons: 1
Coding region: 1-594 (197 amino acids)
Source: RefSeq, a predicted model, not a curated record